Messenger RNA from Myotis davidii, 6075 nucleotides. RefSeq names its product collagen type XI alpha 1 (gene COL11A1). The record is from RefSeq and is a predicted model, not a curated record. Lineage: Eukaryota; Metazoa; Chordata; Mammalia; Chiroptera; Vespertilionidae. The transcript has 69 exons. Gene Ontology annotation, molecular function: extracellular matrix structural constituent. The coding region runs from base 1 to 5667 and encodes 1888 amino acids.
AUGACCAGUUUCAUUUCCUUGAACUCCGUGCUGACAUUUUUUGAUAGUUCUAUUGCCCUCCUCUUCUUCAUUGAUGAACUUCUACUCGUCCUUCAGGACUCAGCUCACAAGGGCCAGAUGGUAGAUAGUUUAACUUCUGUGGGCCACACGGUCCCAGCCACACAGCUCUGUCCUCGUUGGAAGGCAGCUAUGGACAACUGUGGACAAAUGGCUGUGACUACUACAGCUGAGCUACAAGCUGCUCCAGUUGAUGUACUAAAAGCUCUAGAUUUUCACAAUUCUCCAGAGGGAAUAUCAAAAACAACGGGCUUUUGCACAAACAGAAAGAAUUCGAAAGGGUCGGAUACUGCUUACAGAGUUUCAAAGCAGGCCCAGCUCAGCGCCCCGACAAAACAGCUCUUUUCAGGAGGAACUUUCCCAGAAGAUUUUUCAAUAUUAUUUACAGUAAAACCCAAAAAAGGAAUUCAGUCUUUCCUCUUAUCUAUCUACAAUGAGCACGGCAUUCAGCAAAUCGGCGUGGAGGUCGGGAGGUCGCCCGUCUUCCUGUUUGAGGACCAUCUGGGGAAGCCCGCCCCCGAAGACUACCCCCUGUUCCGCACGGUCAACCUCGCCGAUGGGAAGUGGCACCGGGUCGCCAUCAGCGUGGAGAAGAAAACCGUGACCAUGAUCGUUGACUGUAAGAAGAAAACGACCAAGCCGCUGGGGAGAAGCGAGCGCGCCAUCGUGGACACCAACGGGAUCACGGUGUUCGGCACGAGGAUUCUGGAUGAAGAAGUGUUUGAGGGGGACAUCCAACAGCUGCUGAUCAGCAGUGACCCCAAGGCCGCCUACGACUACUGCGAGCAUUACAGCCCCGACUGCGAUUCCUCGGUGCCCAAGGCCGCGCAGGCGCAGGAGCCGCAGAUCGAUGAGUAUGCGCCCGAGGAGGUGGUGGAGUAUGACUAUGAGUAUGGGGACGCAGACUAUAAAGAGGCUGACAGUGUGACAGGGACGCCCACUGUAGCCGAGGAGACCGUAGCACAAACCGAGAAGAAGAAAUCCCAUUUCCAACAGAAGACGAGGACAGUGGCCACUAGCUCAAAGGAAAAGCCCCAAAAGUUUACGCCCCCUAAAUCUGACCGAUUUGCAUCCAAGAAGAAGAAAAGUUACAGAGCAGCGGCCACAGCCAGACUAGGGGUCCAGGCAAACAUCGUGGAAGAUUUUCAGGAAUACAACUACGGGACCAUGGGAAGCUACCAGACCGAAGCUCCCCGGCGUGUCUCCGGCACCAACGAGCCAAGUCCCAUGGAAGAUGUGUUCACCGAAGAAUAUCUAACCGGAGAGGAUUAUGAGGCCCAGAGGAAAAACCCCGAGGAUACACUGUAUGAGAACAAAGAAAUAGACGGCAGGGACUCUGACCUUCCGGUAGAUGGAGAUUUAGGCGAAUAUGAUUUUUAUGAAUAUAAAGACUAUGAAGAUAAGCAAACGAGCCCCACUAAUGAAGAGUUUGGUCCAGGGGUCCCGGCAGAAACAGAUAUCACAGAAACCAGCAUAAAUGGCCAUGGCGGAUACGGGGAAAAAGGGCAGAAAGGGGAGCCGGCGGUCGUUGAACCUGGAAUGCUGAUCGAAGGACCACCAGGGCCAGCCGGACCUGCGGGUCUUAUGGGCCCUCCAGGUCUACAAGGCCCGUCUGGACCCCCCGGCGACCCUGGCGAUAGGGGUCCCCCAGGGCGUCCUGGCUUACCAGGAGCUGAUGGCCUACCAGGUCCUCCUGGCACCAUGCUGAUGUUACCGUUUCGCUAUGGCGGCGGUGAUGGCUCCAAAGGACCAGUGGUCUCUGCUCAGGAGGCGCAGGCCCAGGCGAUCCUGCAGCAGGCUCGGAUUGCGCUGAGGGGUCCCCCUGGCCCAAUGGGUCUAACCGGAAGACCAGGUCCUGUGGGGGGGCCUGGUUCAUCGGGGGCCAAAGGAGAGAGUGGUGACCCAGGUCCGCAGGGCCCUCGUGGUGUCCAAGGGCCGCCUGGUCCGACGGGGAAACCUGGCAAAAGGGGUCGUCCAGGUGCUGAUGGAGGAAGAGGAAUGCCAGGAGAACCUGGGUCAAAGGGGGAUCGAGGAUUUGAUGGACUUCCAGGUCUGCCAGGUGACAAAGGCCACAGGGGUGAACGCGGUCCCCAAGGCCCUCCCGGCCCUCCUGGCGAAGACGGAAUGAGGGGGGAAGAUGGAGAAAUCGGACCGCGGGGUCUCCCAGGGGAAGCUGGCCCGCGGGGCUUGCUGGGGCCUCGGGGCACCCCAGGACCUGUGGGGCAGCCUGGCAUCGCCGGGAUCGACGGCCCCCAGGGACCGAAGGGCAACAUGGGUCCCCAGGGGGAGCCCGGGCCUCCGGGUCAGCAGGGGAACCCCGGGCCGCAGGGUCUCCCGGGCCCGCAGGGUCCCAUCGGCCCUCCCGGGGAAAAAGGACCUCAAGGCAAACCUGGGCUCGCGGGCCUCCCGGGUGCUGACGGGCCUCCUGGUCACCCUGGGAAGGAAGGCCAGUCCGGAGAUAAGGGUGCUCUGGGUCCGCCUGGCCCACAGGGGCCUAUUGGCUAUCCUGGCCCCAGAGGAGUGAAGGGAGCAGACGGUGUCAGAGGUCUCAAGGGCUCUAAAGGUGAAAAGGGUGAAGAUGGUUUCCCAGGAUUCAAAGGUGACAUGGGUCUUAAAGGUGACAGAGGAGAAGUUGGUCAAUUAGGUCCAAGAGGAGAAGAUGGCCCUGAAGGCCCCAAAGGCCGAGCAGGACCCACUGGGGACCCCGGUCCUUCCGGUCAAGCAGGAGAGAAGGGGAAACUUGGUGUUCCAGGAUUGCCCGGGUACCCAGGAAGACAGGGUCCAAAGGGUUCCACUGGAUUUCCCGGGUUCCCAGGGGCCAACGGAGAGAAAGGCGCACGGGGCGUCGCGGGCAAGCCAGGCCCUCGCGGGCAGCGCGGUCCCACGGGUCCUCGGGGUUCGAGAGGAGCACGAGGCCCCACCGGGAAGCCGGGUCCGAAGGGCACUUCGGGCGGUGACGGCCCCCCAGGCCCUCCUGGCGAGAGAGGCCCUCAAGGACCUCAGGGUCCGGUUGGAUUCCCAGGACCAAAAGGCCCUCCUGGACCACCUGGGAAGGAUGGCCUGCCAGGGCACCCUGGGCAACGUGGAGAGACUGGAUUUCAAGGCAAGACCGGCCCCCCUGGGCCCGGGGGCGUUGUUGGACCACAGGGGCCCACUGGCGAGACCGGUCCCCUGGGCGAACGCGGACAUCCUGGGCCCCCGGGGCCGCCUGGUGAGCAAGGCCUUCCUGGCGCUGCAGGAAAAGAAGGUGCAAAGGGCGACCCAGGCCCUCAAGGCGUCUCAGGGAAAGACGGCCCGGCAGGCCUCCGUGGUUUCCCCGGCGAACGAGGUCUCCCUGGAGCUCAGGGUACACCUGGCCUGAAAGGAGGAGAGGGACCCCAGGGCCCACCAGGUCCAGUGGGCUCCCCAGGGGAGCGGGGGUCGGCAGGCACCGCAGGCCCCAUCGGAUUGCCAGGGCGUCCAGGACCCCAGGGUCCCCCCGGUCCAGCCGGAGAGAAAGGUGCUCCUGGAGAGAAGGGGCCCCAGGGCCCCGCGGGCAGGGACGGUGUGCAAGGCCCCGUGGGGCUCCCCGGGCCGGCUGGGCCCGCCGGCUCCCCCGGGGAGGACGGAGACAAGGGUGAAAUCGGGGAGCCCGGACAGAAAGGCAGCAAGGGCGACAAAGGAGAAAAUGGUCCUCCCGGCCCCCCAGGUCUUCAGGGUCCCGUCGGCGCCCCUGGAAUUGCUGGAGGCGACGGGGAGCCAGGGCCCAGAGGUCAGCAGGGGAUGUUUGGACAGAAAGGGGAUGAGGGAGCAAGAGGCUUCCCGGGACCCCCUGGUCCCAUCGGUCUUCAGGGUCUGCCAGGCCCACCUGGUGAAAAAGGUGAAAAUGGGGAUGUCGGUCCCAUGGGUCCACCUGGCCCUCCCGGCCCCAGAGGUCCCCAAGGUCCCAACGGAGCUGAUGGACCCCAAGGACCUCCAGGAUCCAUUGGUUCCGUUGGUGGUGUUGGAGAAAAGGGUGAACCUGGAGAAGCGGGAAACCCAGGGCCGCCCGGGGAAGCAGGCACGGGGCCCGGCGCGGCUGGACCUCCCGGCGCCAAGGGGCCGCCUGGGGACGAUGGCCCGAAAGGCAACCCGGGUCCUGUUGGUUUUCCUGGAGACCCAGGUCCUCCCGGGGAGCCCGGCCCUGCGGGUCAAGAUGGUGUUGGUGGUGACAAGGGCGAGGAUGGCGACCCCGGGCAGCCGGGUCCUCCCGGCCCCUCUGGUGAGGCGGGCCCGCCAGGUCCUCCUGGGAAAAGAGGUCCUCCGGGAGCAGCAGGUGCAGAGGGACGGCAAGGGGAGAAGGGCGCCAAGGGGGAAGCAGGUGCCGAAGGACCUGCCGGGAAGACUGGCCCAGUUGGGCCUCAGGGCCCCGCCGGGAAGCCCGGUCCGGAGGGCCUGCGGGGCAUCCCCGGGCCUGUGGGAGAACAAGGUCUCCCCGGAGCUGCAGGCCAAGACGGGCCUCCCGGUCCCUUGGGACCCCCCGGAUUACCUGGCCUCAAAGGGGACCCUGGCUCCAAGGGCGAGAAGGGGCAUCCUGGUUUGAUUGGCCUGAUCGGGCCUCCAGGGGAACAAGGCGAGAAGGGUGACAGAGGGCUGCCCGGGACCCAGGGAUCCCCAGGAGCGAAGGGCGAUGGGGGGAUUCCAGGCCCUGCUGGUCCCAUCGGGCCCCCUGGUCCUCCAGGCUUACCAGGCCCUCAAGGUCCCAAGGGGAACAAAGGCUCCACGGGACCUGCCGGCCAGAAGGGCGACAGUGGUCUGCCAGGGCCCCCCGGGCCUCCGGGUCCACCUGGGGAAGUCAUCCAGCCUCUACCCAUCCUGUCACCCAAGAAGACAAGACGACACACGGAGGGCAUGCAGGCUGACGGGGGGGACGCUACUCUCGACUACUCGGACGGGAUGGAGGAAAUAUUCGGUUCCCUCAAUUCCCUGAAACAAGACAUUGAGCACAUGAAGUUUCCAAUGGGCACGCAGACCAACCCCGCCCGCACGUGCAAAGACCUGCAGCUCAGCCACCCCGACUUCCCUGACGGCGAAUACUGGAUCGAUCCUAACCAAGGCUGCUCAGGAGAUUCCUUCAAGGUUUACUGCAAUUUCACGUCGGGCGGCGAGACCUGCAUUUACCCAGACAGGAAAUCCGAGGGGGUGAGAAUUUCAUCAUGGCCAAAGGAGAAGCCGGGAAGCUGGUUCAGUGAAUUUAAGAGAGGAAAACUGCUUUCCUAUCUGGACGUGGAAGGCAAUGCCAUCAACAUGGUGCAGAUGACCUUCCUGAAGCUGCUGACGGCGUCCGCGCGGCAGAACUUCACCUACCACUGCCACCAGUCCGCGGCCUGGUACGACGCGGCCACCGGCGGGUACGGCAAAGCGCUCCGGUUCCUGGGGUCCAACGACGAGGAGAUGUCCCACGACAACAGCCCGUACAUCAGGGCGCUGCACGACGGCUGCGCGUCCAGAAAAGGCUACGAAAAGACUGUGAUUGAAAUCAACACACCGAGAAUCGACCAAGUCCCUAUCGUUGAUGUAAUGAUUAAUGACUUUGGUGAUCAGAAUCAGAAGUUUGGAUUCGAAGUUGGCCCCGUCUGUUUUCUUGGCUGAGAUUAGGACAAAUAACAUGUGAAAUCGACAGGAAACAUGCCUUGGUGCCACCCACCCAUUUGAUGCCACAUGCGAGUUUUGAGCAAGGAUGGCAUAGAAAACAACUCGUCACGUGUACAUGUACCAGUUAGGAGGUACUGAUGCCCUCAUCAGUGAGGGCAGAAUCACAUGGCAAAAGCUUUGAAAAUAAUUUAAAAAAAGAAAAAAAGAUAGUGUGGCUGAGAUGGAAACAAGCCUUAUUCUUGAUACCCAAUUUUCACCUCUCCUUUUCCUAUUUGGAUCUCUUUGGUGCUGUAGAAAAAAAAAAAAGAGAGAGAAAAAUAUAUAUUCAUAAAAGAUAUGGUGCUCAUUCCCAUCCGUGAAGGAUGUGCUAAAACAGUGUGUUGAAUAAAUUGUAAUUAUUUUGUG